Molecule: messenger RNA, 2046 nt
Organism: Periophthalmus magnuspinnatus
Lineage: Eukaryota; Metazoa; Chordata; Actinopteri; Gobiiformes; Gobiidae
Product: dysbindin
Exons: 4
Coding region: 124-675 (183 amino acids)
Biological process (GO): negative regulation of protein kinase activity
Cellular component (GO): cytoplasm
Source: RefSeq, a predicted model, not a curated record
GAUUAGCCGCUGAGGGAGUCACUUGGAGGAGCAGUUUGGUGCGGCUGUGCUGAAGAGCUGGAGAGAUGACCAUCGCAGUCUGACUCACUGACUUCUCUGGUUUUGCUGUGACCUUCUGACAACAUGAGUGGAAAUACACACACGACAACAGACACAGAGCACAGUCAGAGGAAGGUCUCAGACAUGGACGCAGCUCAACAGCUCAAGCUUCGAGAGAGACAGCGCUUCUUUGAGGAGGUUUUCCAACAUGACGUGGAUGUUUAUCUGUCGUCGGCCCAUUUGAGCAUCAGAGAUUACAAAAGACCACCGAUUGGCAGCAUCUCGUCUAUGGAGGUGAACGUGGACCUGCUCGACCAGAUGGAGCUGAUCGACAUCUCAGACCAAGACACUUUAGAUGUUUUCUUUAGCUCAGGAGAAGAAACUGUCCUCACUGCCCCGAUCACAGUGCAAAGCAGCAAUAACAAUGAGGAGGUCUUCAACAACGGGCUCUUCCAGCACGUCCUCGAGGGCCUUGAUUCCAAGUCCCGAAUGUCGUCCACGUCUUCGGUGUCCUCGGGGGACAGUCAGAACAUGAACGCCAACGGGAUGCACUCGGCCACAGAGGGCUCCGACGAUGAGGAGCAGAGCGGGACGCUGAAGAGGAGGUCAAAGGUCACAGAGAACAGAGCUCUGUGAGUCACUGCAGAGUCGCAAACUUCAAUGGACUUAAAAAAGUCUGUCCUCAACCUGAGCUGUCUUUUAUUUUUGUAUGUAUUUCACUGAUUAAUGGGUCACAUUGUGUAAAAAGCUGUGCGUUGACUUAAUGUAAAUAAAAUAUUUGACUUGAGUUCUGACAGUUUAAUUCUAGCAGCAGGAUGUUUUUAAAGGAGAAUAUUUUAGGACUUUGUAGUGUCAAUAAAAUACUCACAUGAAUAGAGACGAAUGUGAGAAAGUCAAAAGUUAAAUUUGAGCAAAUUAUUUUACUUAAUAAAAUACAUGAUUGUCAGAUGUUUGAUUAUUUCAACUCUUGAGUUUUUACCAUAAUUUUACAUAUACAUACAUGUAUUAUAUUUGUUUUGACUUGAUGAAAUGUUCCCAAAAUAAUAAUUUAAAAAAUGAUUUACAGUUUUUUUUCAAUCACUUUGGUUUAUUUUCUGAAACUGUAAAUUUGGCAAAUCUUUUGCUCAUUCAACUAUUCACACAAGACACAAAGCAAUUUGUAAUAUUUGAAAAACUAAACUUUAUAAACAAAAUGUCUUGUAAAAAGGACACUUUUAAAAUAUAAAAUAUAAACACAAUCAUCAGAUUUAUAAAAGUAUAUAAGCCUCCUCCAGACUCCAGAGACACUUCAGACGUGUGUGAGGGUCACAGUCUGAAGCUCCAGUGUCUCUGUGUCUGAGGUAAAUCCUGUAAAUAUGUGGAAAAUAUUACACAAUCAUUUAGGAAACAAAAAAGCACAAUUUUCAAAUCUGUGCUUUUUAGGAGGUGGAUAUAAACUGUCUCUGGAUGAAAACCUGGUUCACACAGGUUUUCUCCACAGACGUUUUUAACAUUUUGGUUUGUAGUGUUUUUAUGUCUGUUGAUAAAAUACUUUCACAUUGUGAUUUCUUUGUUCAGUUUUGUCCUUUGAGUCUUUGGUCUGUGCACUUUGGUGAGUGCAGUGUUUAGAUACACUAUCGGACUAUCGAACGUGCAAAGACAGAGUUACAGUUGCAGUGUUUAGACAAGUGAUCGUUGUGUUUUUAGGCUCUGUGAAAAGUGUUUUGUAGUUUUGAUCUGAGUUUUGAUCUGAGUUUUGAUCUGAGUUUUGAUCUGAGUUAACUGUUGAAAUGUGUAUUUAAGGUUGUGCCAACAUGAACUGAGCAUUGACUUGUUGCGUGGUAAGUUUUGAAACUUACCAAAAUUACAUAACUUUUGGAACUUGACUAAAAAACAUUCCUGCUUCAUAAUGUCAGAGUAAAUUGUUGGUUCUGAAGCUUACCCUGGUGAUUCAGCUGAUGAACAAGAACUCACUUUAUCCGCCUCAUCUUCCGUUUCUUCUGAAUAAACAUUGCGUUUUUGUGUGUC